Molecule: messenger RNA, 1518 nt
Organism: Exserohilum turcica Et28A
Lineage: Eukaryota; Fungi; Ascomycota; Dothideomycetes; Pleosporales; Pleosporaceae
Exons: 1
Coding region: 1-1518 (505 amino acids)
Source: RefSeq, a predicted model, not a curated record
AUGACUCGCGUGCCGGCAGCCAUUGACAAGAGUCACGCCACAACACCACAGACUCCCCCACCCGUUCUCGCCAUCUCCCCGGCCAGGAACGCUCCCUUGCCCUUUGCCAGAUCUCCCCGGACCCCGGUUAACCAGCACUGGAUCCAUGUCCAUCAACGGCGGAUAUUUAUACGCCACCUGAAACAAUGGUCCAUGAGCCACGACUCAAGCCCGCAUUUCCAAGGAAAGAUCAGCCUGCUGCCUCCUGAUCCAAAAAGGAGCGAGGAAUUGGUCUUGGGUAAGAGUGUGCAGUGUGUUCUUACCGACUCGAGCUUCAAAGACUGCAGGAAAAAGGUUGUUGUCAGGCUGUUUAGCCCGCAGAUGGGCAGGAAGAGCAAGAGCAGGAAGCAGAGUGCAAAGACGACCGUGACGAUGGAUCCCAUGGACGCAUACGACCACACGGACACGUAUACAGAUCUGGACGAGGCCACUUAUGCGUUUACUGAAGAUGACGCGGCCCAGCCGGCCUCCCAAGCCAGAGCCAAUCCACCAAGCGGCUAUUACAAACUCGUCAUCCGCUGCGGUUCUGGCUGGCUAUCUGCCCGAGAGUAUUUCAACAAACUCUAUUUCACCCGCCUCGCCGUCAAGAAUAUCGGUCCAGACUCCAACCCCGUCUUCAAGAACGCAGACGACACCUUCACCACACGCUCGCAAGCCCUUGGCCCUCGACCUGCGUCCGAAGACACGGUCGACAUCCAGCCCUUGUUUCACCCCUUUCUCCGGCUACCUCAAGAGCUGCAAGAGAUGAUCCUGAUGACGGCCGCCGGGCUAACACGACACUACGAUCUUUUGCCUGACCUCAGCUACCGACUGCGUGCGAAACGUGUCCAAUCGCCCAUCAGUCUCUCCACGCUAUUACGCAUUUCCCCCGCCAUUACAGAUACGCUGCAGCCAUACAUUCUGCACCGGACCGUCUUCCACUUUGGCUUGACAGGAACCACAAAUUUCCUGUGGCAAUCAGGGCCUGUCAAUCGUUCCCACAUCCGCCGUCUCGCCUUCCAUUUUGGACGGGGCGCACUCCUACAUUCGGUGCGGUGGCUGGCACCCGAUCAGAUCUUCGACCUACUGCAACCCCCAGUGCAAAAGGAUAUGGGCGGCCUUCCGUAUUUCUGGCGCUGCCAACUGCGCGCUUUGACAAACGAGGUGCAUCUCAGCGAGCUCAUCAUCGAUGUUCAAGCUAUACCACAUACCGAUCUUGCCAUGGUGGUCAGGAUCAUGAAAGAAGCAUUCGGUGGUCUCGAGAAAGUUACAUUCGUCGAAACUUGCCUUGAUGGGAAGACAAAGGUGCUUGGAAGCGGCGACACGCGACUGAAAGAUGUGGGCAACGCCUCAUGGAGGGACAUGACCAAGGGCUAUGUGGAGAGGUACAAGAGACAAGUUGGGUGGCAUAAUUAUCAUUUUGGGCUAGAAGUUGCUGGUAUGACAGAGGAGGAAUUAGAGAAGAGCAUGGACGUGGAGAAGAAAUUUUUUGAUAGUUGA